Teleopsis dalmanni is the source of this 1977-nucleotide messenger RNA. RefSeq names its product RING finger protein 37. Gene Ontology annotation, biological process: protein polyubiquitination. The coding region runs from base 297 to 1736 and encodes 479 amino acids. The record is from RefSeq and is a predicted model, not a curated record. Gene Ontology annotation, cellular component: nucleus. The transcript is spliced from 4 exons. Lineage: Eukaryota; Metazoa; Arthropoda; Insecta; Diptera; Diopsidae. Gene Ontology annotation, molecular function: ubiquitin-ubiquitin ligase activity; ubiquitin protein ligase binding.
UAUUUUUCUUUUUACCAAAAAUUAAUAAUUUUUUUCCGUAAUCUUUGCUUGUCCGACGCUCACCAAAAUUCUUAAAUUAUGAGAAAUUUGCAAACUUCGAUAUACACAAGUUUUAGUUUGAUUACCAAUAAAAUUUAUGAUUUCGUACGUCUUUGCGUUUUAACUCAAUGAAGUGACUUGUCGUUGCUUUGGAAAUCUUGUGUAUAAUGAGUUUUUGUGUGAGACGAAAUUAAAUUUGAAAUAUAGUCGAUAAAAAUCCAUUAAAACAAAUUUUCACAAAUUCAGCUGCAUACCUAAUGAGCCUAAUUAAUUUUCUAAAUUCCAAACUAAAACCUUCGGUUGAGUGUGAUGCUAUUUGUCUUGAUGGAUACACAGCCGCCAAUCUAAUAGCUGAUGAUGUUGAACAACUUUCCCGUGGAUUUAUUGCCUACUCAAUUACAAAGCCGCCAGUUGAAAUGAUUUUUGGAUUUCCGAAGGGAAUAGAUUUAAAAGUAAUUAAACUGUGGAAUACGACUGGAUCAUUACGUUCUACAGCACUCGAAGUUCACGGAAAAUAUCAAGGAAUAUGGGAACGGGUUGCCUAUGUUCGUGAUAUAAAUAAAGAUGUUGACUGUGUAAUGUUUUGUUAUCAAAGUGAGUACAGUUCUCGGAGCAAUAAUGGAAAUGCCUUUCAACAAUGCAAUCAAAAGGUUUUCUUCUUCAAAACUGCUGGAAGAAUUUUAUCCGAUUGUAAUACCAUUAAGAUUAUUAUUUUGCAAACCUAUAAAUGUGCUCCCGUGUUACGAAAAGCAGAAAUCUGGGGUUUGCCUGCUCGGUCACUUUCGAAAGUAGACAAAGAACUUAUGAAAACUAUUUGGAAUGAAGUAGUGAAUCCUUUAGAAUUAAAGCAAUCUGUUCAAAGAUCUUUUAAAUCGUCAGAGCAGCAUACGUGUUCCAAUCUUAAUAUUCCAGAAGAAUUUUUAGAUACAAUAACAUGGGAAAUAAUGAUUUUCCCGACAGUCUUGCCUUCGGGUAAAGUAGUUGAUCAAAGCACUAUUGAUAAGCAUUCAGAAAUGGAAGCUAAAUGGGGUCGUACGCCUUCCGAUCCGUUCACAGGUCUAGAAUUCACAACUCAUCGUAAAGCGAUUUUAGAUAUUGGAUUAAAAGCCAGAAUUGAUAAGUUUCUAACAGAAAAUUCAGACCAUUUUAAAGCAGUACCACGUUCCUUGGGUUCGCGUUUACGUCGCAAUCAAAAUCGUCACGCAUCACAAUUUGCAAGUCUUUGUCAAGGUGAUACCAUAUCAAUGGGAGCUUAUUCUGCAUUAUUAACUGCAUCAAAUUAUACAAAUCCUAAGUCAACAGCAACCUCCUCUAUUGUUACAACAGAUGUACCGAUCAAACGAAUAAAGUUGACUGAUAAUGUUGAAACAUAUCGCUAUGAAACACCUUUAAUAACAUCUACCACUACACAACCAUCUACUACAACUACUGCAUCAUCACCGUUUUCUUCAAAUCACAUAUCAAGCAUAGACAAUGCUAUUCAAAAUGCUUUACAAAAAAUGUCACGCUUUACACAACCGUUAUCAAGAGAUUCCACAACUUGUAUUAAGUGUAAAACAAGUGAUUUCAGCCACAAAAUACAAACUUGUCAGCAUUUAAUUUGUCGUAGAUGCCUUGUAGAAUUAAUGAAAGACCAGCUAUGUACAUGUAAACAAAGCUUUAGUACUGCGGAUGUUGAGCGUUUUCACAAAUUGUAGUAAAUUUGUGUUCAACUAUGGAUUUUAAUAUCUUAACAAAAUCUACGUUGGAACUGAUAACAGAAUAUAGUCGCGUAUAUAAUUUUAAAAUAAAUUUUGAUUUGCAUGAAACUUAAAGUCUUGUUAAGGUACUCCAAACUUUAUGCUAUAAUUUUUGUUUAAUAAAAUUUAUUUUAACAAAAAACUAUGUUAUCUCAAUAAGUUAUAAUAUUUAAAAUAAAUUUCAAAACAUAAUAUUAUG